This is a messenger RNA of Camelina sativa (false flax), 1619 nucleotides long. RefSeq lists its product as uncharacterized. The record is from RefSeq and is a predicted model, not a curated record. Lineage: Eukaryota; Viridiplantae; Streptophyta; Magnoliopsida; Brassicales; Brassicaceae.
CUUUCAAAUUUCAACAAACACCACAUCAUAAAAUCAUAUCCAUUUCUAUUCUGCAGUUUUAGUAUAAUUUUUUUCAUUCCCAUCCUCAAAUAUAAUAAAUGUGUUUGAUUUUAUCUUCUUUUUCCAUCUCCUAGUUCAUGGGACCCAGAUCUAAAUAUAUUUCUUCAGGACCUUUCCCCACCACAUACAUAUAUACUUGUGUCUGUCUUUAAGCUUUCUUCUUCUUCUUCUUCUUUGAAGAGAGAGAGAGAGAGAAAAUCUCAGUUUCUUUCAACGGCGACACAACACAGAAACUAUUUUUCUUUCAAUAGACGUUAGGUUGACGAGAAAUAUACUCUCUAGAGAAAAGAAAACAAUAUAUUCACCGAGCUGACUAGAAGAAAAAUUAAAGCUUUUUUUCUUUUCUUUUUCCGUUUUCCAUUAGAACUUUUUUGGUAUUGAGGGUUGAGAAAUGGGUGAAUCUGCAGUUUUGGUUCAUUCGUAUUCGUUUGCUGCUCCUAUUACCCGUAACGAUUCUCAUCAGGACAAUACGUUACAUGCGUUAAGCGAAUCGAUUUCAUUUGGGAAAUUUAUGACAGAGAAUCUUGAAUGGGGGAAAUGGUCAAGCUUUUCACAUAAGAAGUAUGUUGAAGAAGCUGAGAAAUACUCUCGUCCUGGAUCCGUCGCACAGAAGAAAGCUUUCUUUGAAGCUCAUUACAAGAGAAUAGCCGAAGCCAAGAAAGCUGCAACUGAAGAACAGCCGACGGUCACACCUGCUGAGGUUUUGCUUCAUACUUUGGAAACACAGCCUCCUCCUCCUCCUCCUCCGGUGAUCAAGUAUCAGCUAGAAGAGGUUAAUGAUGAUGAUGAAGAAGGACCCGAAAGAAACAGAUUUCAGAUUGAUGAUCGUGUUGUUUCGGAUAACAAGCCCGUGGUUGGUGGUGAUGAUGAUAAGGAGGUUAAGAAGCAAGAGGAAGAGUUGUUGAAAGAGGAUUGGUCUGUUGGUGAAAAGGAGAAGCAGAGGAAAUCGAUUACAAAGAACAGACCGGUGUUUAGAUUGUCUCUAGAGAAAACUAUCCCUCACAAAUCUUUUGAUGAGAUCACUUUAACAGAGAAAAGAAGCGAAAGACCAAUAACUCAGAUUCAAGAAAAGCCGGUUCACCGCCAGAGAUUUAGUCUCUUGAGCUGUUUUAAGGGUAAUGCUAAAACUCAAGAUCAGAACCAGAGCAGGAAAACGAGAAAGACGGAGAAGAAGAAGCAGUUUAUGUGUCUUUGUUUGAAGGCAAAGACUGUAAGAGAAUAAUCAUAAGAAAGGUGAAAGAAAGCUUAAAGAACACACAGCUUUGGAAAACGUUUACACAGUCUGCAAAGGGCUGAUGGGAGGAAUAAAAAAGAUCGAUUUUCGAGUCACAUACUCGAUGGUUUCGAUCAAGCUUUUAGUGAUAAAACCGCAACAUUUUCGUUACGUAGAUGGCACCGAUUAUGUUCUUUUCUCACCAGUUUGGAAAAGAGUCUGAGUGCAAAUAGGAAGAAGAAAAAAAAAAAAAAAAACUGGAAAUAGCUUCCUUUGUUUUGUUCUCUUUGAAUCUUUGUUAUCUGUCUUAUUACUAUGUAAUGAAAGAACACAUCUAGUUUCUUGA